AUGCUCUUGCACUUUGAUGUUUGGUGGUGCUAUGUAAAUUUCAGAUCACAUUUGCAUUCUUUAUUUCUCUAUAUGUUGAAUAUGUUGCUCAUUGCUAAGGAAAGUUCUAUUUGCAACUCUAAAACAGUGCAGAAUCUUGAAUGUCAUCAGAAAUUUCCCAAGGAAGAAACACUAAAAAGAAGAGAUAAAGUGAUUGGCAAAGCGCUAGAGAUACAUUUUAAAGAUAAUCCAAUCAAGAUAGUAAGAGGUUUAGGAACAUAUCUCUAUGAUGAAAAUGGGAAACGAUAUUUGGAUUGUAUCAAUAAUGUGACACAGGUUGGUCACUGUCAUCCUCAUGUUGUUCGAGCUUGCAAUAAUCAAAUGAAACAACUAAAUACAAAUAAUCGUUUCUUACACGACAGUAUUGUUGAGUACGCGGAGCGGAUCGUUGCAAAACUACCUGAAAAACUGAAAGUUUGUUUUUUUUGUUGUACAGGAUCUGAAGCAAAUGAUCUUGCAUUGCUAAUGGCAAAACUUCACACAGGAAAUGAAGACAUUAUUGUGUUAGAUCAUGCCUACCAUGGUCAUACAAAUAUUUUAAUGGAUAUAUCACCAUACAAACAAAAACAAAUGAAAAACCAUAAAUACAAAGAUUUUGUUCACGUGAUCACAUCUCCAGAUCCGUAUCGUGGAAAAUACCUUGGCUAUGAUGAAGAGACUGGAAUCAAAUAUGCGAAUGAAGUUAAAAGCGCAAUAGAAGAAGCUCAUGGAAACGGACGGAAGAUUGCAGCUUUCAUAGCUGAGUCAGCACAAGGAUGUGGUGGACAACUAUUUUACCCAGAUGGUUUUCUUAAACAUUCAUUUGAACAUGUUCGUAAUGGGGGAGUUUGCAUUGCUGACGAAGUUCAAACAGGAUUCGGUCGAUGUGGAGAUUUUUGGAUGUUUGAGCAUCAAAAUGUUGUUCCUGAUAUUGUAACAAUGGGUAAACCAAUAGCCAAUGGUCAUCCAGUAUCAUUGGUUGUAACUACAAGUGAAAUUUCUGAUUCAUUUGUUGCUAAAGGACCAAAUUAUUUCAAUACGUUUGGUGGAAAUCCUGUUUCUUGUGAGGUAGCACAUGCUGUGUUAGAUGUUAUUGAGCAAGAAAAGCUUCAAGAAAAUGCUGUAGAGGUUGGAAAUUUCUUAAUGAAGCAUCUUAAAGAACUUCAGAAAGUUCAUCCAAUAAUUGGAGAUGUGAGGUUAAUAUUUAAAUUGGAGGUUUAUUUAUUGGAAUGGGUAACUGACAGAGAACUCAAAACACCUGCUACUGCUGAAGCUGCUUUAAUUAAAGAAAAACUUAGAGACAGAUAUAUCAUCACAAGUGUUGAUGGGCCUGGAAAUAAUGUAUUUAAACUGAAACCACCUUUAUGCUUUACUCAAACUGAUGCAGAGUUCUUAUUGGUCAAUCUUAAUGAAGUUUUGUGUGAAGUUGAAGAGAUCAUGAAAAAGUAAAUCAUCAAUAUGUCCCGAUAUUGACAUAGAAAUUAUUUUAUGAUUCAACUAAAUAUAUCAUCCUGUAAUGAACUAGAACAGGACAUCGAGAUAACCUAUUUUUGAUGAUAAAAGUGUGUUAAUUUAUAUAAAACUUCUUAUGUUGUAGUUUAUAGUCACCUUGGAUGUUGUUAUAUGGAAUAAUUAAAUCAAAUUUAAUGAUACAAGAAAUUGAACAAACUACUUCUCACUUUUCAAUAAAUAAAUACUCAACUUCUAA
Xenia sp. Carnegie-2017 is the source of this 1726-nucleotide messenger RNA. RefSeq names its product ethanolamine-phosphate phospho-lyase-like. Gene Ontology annotation, molecular function: pyridoxal phosphate binding; transaminase activity. Lineage: Eukaryota; Metazoa; Cnidaria; Anthozoa; Malacalcyonacea; Xeniidae. Gene Ontology annotation, cellular component: mitochondrion. The record is from RefSeq and is a predicted model, not a curated record.